Uloborus diversus is the source of this 5505-nucleotide messenger RNA. Its product is annotated as epidermal growth factor receptor kinase substrate 8-like. NCBI's taxonomy places the organism in Eukaryota, Metazoa, Arthropoda, Arachnida, Araneae, Uloboridae. Gene Ontology annotation, molecular function: actin binding. Gene Ontology annotation, biological process: Rho protein signal transduction; regulation of Rho protein signal transduction. Bases 200 to 3097 code for a protein of 965 amino acids. Gene Ontology annotation, cellular component: plasma membrane. The transcript has 21 exons. The record is from RefSeq and is a predicted model, not a curated record.
UGUACACGUAGAUAUGACAAUUUGAAUACCGGGCGUAACAUUUGGAAAUAUUUGAUUUCAUUUUUUUUGGCUACAGUAAGUUUGGAAAAGCAUUGACAUCUUCAUACGAAAUCGCGAAUAAAAUUCUUUAAAAUGGUUUCACAGGUUUUAUGCCAUCAUUCUGCGAUCAACAGGUGGCAGCAACAAUUGAGCUUAAAAAAUGCCUGGAGUUGUUGAUAACCAUGAUUUUCUCCAAAAUACGGGUACUCGAAAUAGGGUUGUAACUAAUUCAACUGCAGAAAAUCACCUUCCUUCCGACAUGAAGGGCGGUUCCAGAAACAGAUAUCCUAAUGGAUAUAAUUCUGAUCAAAUGAGUGAUGUAACUGAUGAUAGCCCACGUUAUUUCUUAGAGCACUUGGCAACCUUUUCAGUUGGAUCUGAUUUUGGAUUAGUUUCUCCUAAAGAUGGUCUCCGACGUUUAUUACAAAUGGAGAAGAGUAAUGGAAUAUGGACUCAAAAAAUGCAAAUGAAACUUGAUAAAAAUUGGGUCCUCAUUCUGGAUUAUGAAGAUGGGGAUGUUGUUGAAAAAUUUCCGAUGAACUUGAUAAGUGAUCCAACUGCUUAUACCAGUGAUGACCCACGGGAACUCUAUAACAACAUUUUGAUUUUCAUUGUCAGAGAAGAUCCAAAAAGCAAGAGUCCAAAUCAAUCCGAGAUGCACAUUUUUCAAUGUGCAAGAGUUUAUGCUCAAGAUGUUGUUGAUGAAAUGAAAAUGUUUAUGUCUGGUAAAAUCAAAGCAAAAACUGCUGAAAAUAUUAGGCAUUUACCUCCACCUCCUCAUAAUCCACCUCCUGAUCCACCUAUUAAUGGUAAUAGUUCUAAGGUUCGUGACCACGUCGCAAUGUUUAGUGCAUCUGCUUCUUCUUCCGCUAUGCAUCCACCCAAUGCAAGGGGUCCUUCUAUUUUGCAACAGAGAAUAGAAAGAGCUACAGGCUAUGCUCGUGAAUCAAAUGAUGAAACAAGUUCCACCACUAGUGACAAAUAUGAACGGGAAGUUACUAUUCUGAAUCACUGUUUUGACGACAUAGAAAGGUUUGUUGUCAGAUUGCAGCAUUCUGCAGCUGCUUUUAAAGAGCUUGAGCGAAGGCAAAACAAUCGUAAACAUAAGAAAAAAGAUAUGGGAGAUGGCAUGCUGAGUAUUAGAGCUAAGCCACCUCCUGAAAGAGAAUUUGUAGAUGUGUUACAAAAAUUUAAAUUAUCAUUUAACUUACUAGCUAAAUUGAAGAGUCACAUACACGAUCCCAAUGCUCCUGAAUUAGUUCACUUCCUGUUUACUCCCCUUGCAUUAAUAAUUGAUGCAGCUCGUGAUUCUAAUCACAAUGCUAAUUUGGCAGCUAAUGUAGUCAGCCCUUUGCUCACUAGAGACGCUAUUGAACUGUUAGCCAACUGCUGCACUUCAAAAGAAACAGAUCUGUGGCACAGUCUCGGUGACUCCUGGAUUAUUCCAAGAGACCAGUGGAAAGGCUAUGAGAGUAGUUACAGGCCAGUGUUUUCAAAUGGAUGGGCGCCCGAAAAUCCAAUUGACGAUAAUUCAACAGCCCAUCGAAUGCAAAGGCCAGAACCUGAUGUGAGAGAGCAGGACUACCAAAGGGUGUUCAGCCAUCCUGAACGGGACAGCCGCUAUGGCAGUGAGUACUUUGGUAGUGAGAGAGAUGAUCAUGAAAGAGAUGAAUCACCAGGUGUUAUCCCCGAACACCCUCACCUUCGCCCAGCCUAUGAUCGUCAGUAUGAACAUAUGCCUCCUGAGGCUAGAAGAGAUUUCAUUGAUAGGGCGAACGUAAUGUCACCAGAAUCAGAUUUCCAUGACCCCAGGGAUCGAGACAUGAGAUCUGAAUUCAGCUCAGAUUCCAUUGAACAUCCAGAACUGUCUUUGAGUCCGGAGCGUCAGUUUGACCGGCAGCAAAUGCAGUGGCUGGAAGAUCUGAAAACGCGAAGAGCUAAAAUUGUUCAAGUUGUAUAUCCAAGGACAGCUAAUAAUGAAAAAGAGCUCACUGUUAUACGGGGAGAAAUAUUAGAAAUUUUAGAUGAUAGUCGAAAAUGGUGGAAAGCUCGAAACAUGAGGGGCCAAGUAGCUCAUGUUCCUCAUACCAUUGUCACACCUUAUCCAUCACUUGAUGACGAUAUGUUUCAUAAUUCAGGAUUUGGAUCCAGAAAUAGUAGAGAAAAUUACUAUAGCACUGAAGGUUCACCGAUGAAAGAACAAUACGUUGAUGAGGGAAGCACUCGAUCGCAAGAGACGUCUCGGUCUCCCACAUCAGGUAUGUCCCGUCCCGCACCAGCCGACUGGAUUAGACGCGAGCGCCAGGGUAAGAAAGGGGAAUUCCAAAACACUGUUACUGCAAACAUCCCCAGGGUUCCAAUUACCAGGAAGAAGGAGAAUGAGUUUGAGUCUCCGUUGCCAUCCCCACCACCCGAACGAACUUCGUUUCCAUCCAGUCAAGAUACGAGUCCACAAAAUUGGCUUCCACCACCACCCGAACAUGACCCUACUUUUCAAGAACAAGAAUCCAUCCCUCGAAUGAAAGCUACAGCUCAUUCGAAAGAACAAAAGAAUAGCUCCACAAGUGCACCCCGUUCCCAUUCCAUACCUUCUUCGAAUGUCGCCAAAGGUCAGAAUCAGCCUCCCAGCUUUAAAAACAAUGUCCGAAAUCACCGUGCCAAAUCUUCGGCUGAUGAAACAGCAGAUCUUUUCCAAGAAGAACUCAAAGCAUCCAUUGCCCAGAAAAAGGGCCAGCGAGUUUGGAAGAAAAUCACGUGUCCUGAGCAUGAAGUGACUGACUGCUUUUACAUUAAUCUGAAAUCUUCUACUGCUGAUGUCAUACACUGGUUGAAUCUAAAAGGAUUUAGUGAAAGAGUUCAAGAACUUUUAAAGGCGAUGUCCACCGAGAUGCUGUUCAGUUCUAAGAAAGCUCAGUUGGAGAAGUAUCUCGGGGAAGAAGGAGUCAAACUACACAGCCACUUGUUGAUACAGAAAAAUAUGUGUGGGUAUAAAACUAUCACUUCUGAGGAACUGAAAAGCAUACUGGAUGAAAGAAGACAAAAGGUUGAAGAUGACUGACUUUUUAUUGCUUAAGAUAUUUUUAAUACAAAGUUGUUUUAUUGAAAUCUGUUCAAAUACUCAACGUUAGGAGCCAUUCAUUAAUUACAUAAGGAUGAUUUUGGCAAUUUUCGACUUUCCUCCCCUCAUGUAAAGGUACGUAAGAUUUUUCAACCCCCACCCCCUAUUCUUAGGUAAAAUUUAUUUCGUAAAGUAACAAAUCUUACAUCACUGGAAUCGAAAUUAAAUUCACUAUUUUCAAAUUAAGCCUUUUGUGUAAAGAAAUAUUUAUUAAAAAUUUGAAAUUUAGACUGACUGUUUUUUCGACAUAUUUUUUUUGUACAUGAUGCGAUACUAAUUAAAAAUAAAACUUGCCAUUCAUAGCGUGAUUCUUUUAUUACCUUUCACACUAUUCAUUCUUUGUAAAAAAAAAAAACUCAUCCUAGUGCGUUUUUUACUUUUCAGACUCAAAUGAAAUAUAAUCCCCGUCAAAACAUUUUGCCGCGCAAUUUCUAAUGUAAAACAUCAACUUGAAAAAUAUUACCCGUAAGAUUAAACUCCCCCCCCCCUCAAGUAAGGGUAUAUAGAGAUUUUUCUACCCCCUACCCCUCGAGACCCUUACGUAAUUAAUUAAUGGCCCCUUACUGCUAAAAUAGCCUGAGAUUACGUCAUCAGAUUCUUCCUCAUUUUCAUGUUAAAUUUUUAUGUGUUUAUUUCAGUCUAAUUAUAUAUGUUCAUAGAAUAAGUUUUGUGCACUAUUGAAAUAGGUAAUGAUUGUAAAAAGUAUUUUUAUUUAUGAUUUUCUAUUUUAAAAAUUCAAGAAAAAUUAUUUUACAGCCAGGGGCGAAUAAUUUUACAUUCAGGAGGAGAGGUCACAGAAGGUCAUUGUGACCUCCCAAAAAAUAUUCUCAUUCGGCGAUUUUUGUCUGACAAUUCGGCAAAAUAGGAGACAUAAUUGCAAAAUUCCAAUUUUUAAGUGAUCAAAUGAGGCAGCGAGAAGUAAAGGGAUAUAAUUUUGAGUAAGCUGUAAUUUUGAGUACUCAAAUUUUGAGUAAAACGCAUUUAAAGAUAACAUCCUACGUUGGUUUUCAUUGAUUUUUUUUUUUUCUAAAUCAUGCUGUACAGCAGCUCCUACCAGGGCUACUAGUACUAUCUCUUGCCCCAAGACAGAGGAGAGGUUCAAUUACUAUAUGUACUACUUAUCUCCAAAUUUUUAAUUUUUUGCCAUUUACAUCCCUUUACUUCUCACUGCCUCCAAUUUCCUUUUCAUUAGUUGUACGUAUGUUCGUGUACUCGCAUUUUAUCAUUCGGCAAAAUUUGAAGUUUCCUCCUCACAAAACUUAGGGUGUACCUGGUUGCACCGUUGGUAUGCAUUACUUAGUUACGAAUUCGAAAACAAUUAAAUCAAUAAAUUUUUGGCCAGAAUUGAGGAAAGACUUUUUUCCCCCUUUUGAGUGAUGUAUUUUAAUUCAGGUCAUAUUCCCCUGUGAAUCUUUUUAGUAAUAAAACUGUUAUUGUCGUUUAUUGCAGGUAAAAUGGAAUCGAUAAUUAUGCACUGUUAGGUAUUUUUAUCGUGUCUGAGUGCCUCAUAAAAGGAAAGGUUCAAUGAUAUAUUUAUUUUUCAUCAGACUAUAGCCUACUUCUAAGAAAUUUAGCUUUGUAGAUUUUAAAGUAGAAUUCCAAUGUCCAUGUCAACUAUGUGUACAUUUUUGAUGCAUUCUGCAUACAUAGCAGAAGUGAAAAAAAAAUGUCAUAACUCGUUUAAAUUGUUAAAAAAAAAAUAAUAUCUGGAGUACUUUUAAAACCCAUCUUUUUUUUUGUACUGUUUAUUCUUUUUCUUCUCUUUUUUUCAUUUUUUAUUACUAUUUAUAAUUUGAAUAAAUCUUUAACUUUUUGGUUUACUCAUUGCUACGUGAGUGUUAAGUUUUUAAUAACAUUUUUCUUGGUGUUUCAUUUGUAAUAUUAUCUUACCCUAGAGCUUUUUAAUGUGUUUUGUACUCAUUUUCACCCGUUUUUUUUUCUUUUUUUUUUUGAAAUAUAAAUCAAACGCGACUCUGCCCCUUACACAUUAUAUGUUUCAUGACUACUUGUGUGCAUAUGUUUACCAAUUUGUAUUUUAAAAGCAUUCCAUUUAAUAACGUUUUCCCCUUUGUUCUUUAUAGAGUUAUAAUAUUUUUGGAUAAAAACUAUUUUAUUUUUAUUCCAUUUAUUUGAAAUAUAAAUUAAACGCGACUCUGCCCAUCACACAUUAUAUGUUUCAUGAUUACUUGUGUGCAUAUGUUUACCAAUUUUUAUUUUAAAAGCAUUCCAAUAAAAGACUUCUUUGUCUUUGUUCUGUAUAGUGUUAUAAUAUUUUUGGAUCAAAAAUUUUUUGAAAAAAUGUUAGAAAUGUUUGAAAGUUCCUAAUGUUUGUAAUUUUUUGCUGGUUC